AUGAGCGUUCCUCUCCGUCUUUUCUUCUUCGUUCAUUUGAUUCGCUUAGUCGACCUGGCCAAACCUGAACGCGUUCCGUUUGAAGAGCAACUUCUUGAAGAAGCAAGCCACUCAGGACGCAGGACCGGCAGACUUUACUGUAGGGUUGGUAUUGGUUUUCAUCUUCAGAUUCACCCGGAUGGCAGAGUAAACGGCAGUCACGAACCCGAUCAGUUGAGUGUUCUGGAGCUCUUUGCAGUUUCCCAAGGCAUUGUGGGAAUUCGAGGAGUUUUUAGCAACAGAUUUCUUGCCAUGAACAAAAGAGGGAGGCUACAUGCCACAGAGAAAUUCACAGAUGACUGCAGGUUCAGGGAGAGGUUUCAAGAGAACAGCUACAACACAUACGCCUCGGUGACCCACCGGAACCUCCGGACGGGACGGGAGUGGUUUGUGGCCCUUAACAAGAGGGGCAAGGCCAAGAUGGGCUCUAGCCCACGUGUGAAGCCUCAGCAUGUCUCCACGCACUUCCUGCCCAGGUUCGGGUCCCCGGACAGAGCUGAGAGGGGGUUCACCAUCACCGAGAGGAGCAGGGAGAAGAAGAAGGAGCCCCCACCACCUCCGCCACCGCCCAAGAUCAACGUCAACGUCAGGCAGAAGAGCACCCCGACCAUCAAGUACUGGCCCAAGUUUCGCUUCGGAUAGAGGGGCGACUGGGACCAGAGACUGUAUCCUCAAAAGGACCUGGAGUAUGAGGAGAGAGAGGACUAGCAGGACCUAUUGCUGCCCUUUUAAAGGGCCUUCACUUUUCACUCAGUGCACCCUGCUGAAAAAAACUGCUCAAGCUAUGUCUUGAAACAGCUGGUAGCUGGUUGA
Molecule: messenger RNA, 852 nt
Organism: Conger conger (European conger)
Lineage: Eukaryota; Metazoa; Chordata; Actinopteri; Anguilliformes; Congridae
Gene: fgf5
Product: fibroblast growth factor 5
Exons: 3
Coding region: 1-681 (226 amino acids)
Biological process (GO): positive regulation of cell population proliferation; positive regulation of protein phosphorylation; regulation of cell migration
Cellular component (GO): cytoplasm
Molecular function (GO): growth factor activity; fibroblast growth factor receptor binding
Source: RefSeq, a predicted model, not a curated record